AUGUGUGCUGCCACCGCGCCGGGCACCGGCUCCGCCGAGGAGCUGAAAAGCACGGUGCUGCAGCUGCGGGAAACGGUGCUGCAGCAGAAAGAGACCAUCAUGAACCAGAAGGACACCAUCCGUGAGCUGACGGCCAAGCUGGGCCGGUGCGAGAGCCAGAGCGUGCUGGAGACGAGCCCCGCCGAGAAAGGCGGCGGAGCGGGCAGGAAGGGUGGCUUCUCCAAGAACACCAUGGGCGACCUGUCGCGGUCACCCGCUGCCGAGACCCUCAGCCAGCUCGGACAGACGCUGCAGUCCCUGAAGACCAGGCUGGAGAACCUCGAGCGGUAACAGCCCCGCUCCUGUGCUCGCCCCUUGCAGCAGUUCAGUAGGAUGAACUCCUCCAGCCAGACCAACAACCUGAAGGACAUCCUGCAGAAUAAAAUCGACGACCUGGAGCGGCAGGUGCUGUCGCGGGUGAACAGCUUGGAGGAGGGCAAGUUCAACCCCAAGAACGAGUCCGAGGAGCGCGGCAAGAUCGAGAGCACCCUCACCUCGCUGCACCAGCGCAUCAGCGACCUGGAGAAAGGCCAGAAGGACAACCGGCCCCCAGACAGGUUCCAGCUCACCUUCCCACUGCGCACCAACUACAUGUAUGCCAAGGUGAAGAAGAGUCUGCCCGAGAUGUACGCCUUCAGUGUCUGCAUGUGGAUCAAGUCCAGUGCCUCCCCUGGCAUGGGCACCCCCUUCUCCUAUGCUGUGCCUGGGCAGGCUAAUGAGCUGGUACUCAUUGAGUGGGGCAACAACCCCAUGGAGAUCCUCAUCAAUGACAAGGUGGCCAAACUGCCCUUUGUUAUCAACGAUGGCAAGUGGCACCACAUCUGUGUCACCUGGACCACACGGGACGGUGUGUGGGAAGCCUACCAGGAUGGCACGCAGACUGGCAAUGGCGAGAACUUGGCACCCUACCACCCCAUCAAGCCCCAGGGGGUCCUGGUCCUGGGCCAGGAGCAGGACACACUGGGUGGUGGGUUCGAUGCCACGCAGGCCUUCGUGGGAGAGCUGGCCCACUUCAACAUGUGGGACAGGAAGCUGAGCCCCGGGGAGGUCUACAGCCUGGCCACCUGCAGCUCCAAGGCACUCUCGGGAAAUGUCAUCGCAUGGGCUGAGGCCAACAUCGACAUCUAUGGCGGGGCCACCAAAUGGACUUUUGAGGCCUGUCGCCAGCUCAACUAG
Messenger RNA from Indicator indicator, 1215 nucleotides. It is a transcript of the gene NPTX1, whose product is annotated as neuronal pentraxin 1. The record is from RefSeq and is a predicted model, not a curated record. The transcript has 5 exons. Lineage: Eukaryota; Metazoa; Chordata; Aves; Piciformes; Indicatoridae. Gene Ontology annotation, biological process: axonogenesis involved in innervation. Gene Ontology annotation, cellular component: plasma membrane; neuron projection.